Culex pipiens pallens (northern house mosquito) is the source of this 5393-nucleotide messenger RNA. It is a transcript of the gene Fbl6, whose product is annotated as F-box/LRR-repeat protein 6. The coding region runs from base 1136 to 3289 and encodes 717 amino acids. NCBI's taxonomy places the organism in Eukaryota, Metazoa, Arthropoda, Insecta, Diptera, Culicidae. Gene Ontology annotation, biological process: SCF-dependent proteasomal ubiquitin-dependent protein catabolic process. The record is from RefSeq and is a predicted model, not a curated record. Gene Ontology annotation, cellular component: SCF ubiquitin ligase complex. Gene Ontology annotation, molecular function: protein binding. The transcript has 10 exons.
UCUCGCAAUCAGUUGCACAACCCGUCCAACUGUAUUUGUACCUGUCCCCAUUGAAUCGCUUCUCACUUCAUUCUCACUCUUUUUCCCCUUUUUAUUCAUUCAGUUUGUGUGCAAGUCAUAAGUGAUAGGCAGUUAAGCCCAUGGUUAGUGCAAAUUGCGCAAAAAGUGUUUGCAAAAGCGGCUUGAAGUGAGAUUUCCUAUCGGAACUCGUUACAAAGUGACAUUUGGGGUUGAAGGUGGUUGAAAUUAGCUAGUGGCGGUUGUUAAAAUUGACAAUUUUGUUGCUUUAAAGCUGUCAGAAAAUUUUCUUGUUUACAAUUUAUGACAUUAGUGGAGAAGUUUGGCACUUGUGUGGGUGAGAGGACAGAUAAUGGGGUGCGCUUGUGUGCGUGCAGGAACGCACCAUUCUUCCGUUUGAGAGUGUGAAAAGUAGAAAUCUGUGUCCAACUGGCAAUUGUCUAUAAACAGGAUUUGGCUUAUGUUGACAGGUUUGACGACGCAAACAAGUGCGAUUGUUUGUUUACUGUGCGGGGGUGGCGAUUGGAGUGUGCGUUACGUUGGGGAAAAGUGUUUUGCUGAAGAUUUGAAAGCAGAAGUUACGAUUUUCGUCGCUUUGAAAAGAUUUUUUGUCAAUACAAAAGGUUAUUAAUGGUCUCAAGUGCGAACACCAACACAUGGACAGGGGCGACCAACCGUGGUGGCCGCACUCCUCUGGAGAAGUGUGAUUAAAGUGUGAAGAAACCGAACACGUGUGCAUGUGUAUGUUGUUAAUGAAAACAUAGGACCACCAUACAGACGCAGCGUGGCUAGUGCAAGAAGAGAGUGAAAAAAUAUUUUAAAAAAUGUAGGCAUACACUGUUUUUGGACAUCAACUAAUACAUCGGACCUUUGCUGCUAAAUCAAUGAAAAGAUAGUUUUUGCAGCCUUGCAAAUUCCUCAAUCGGGAACGGGCGAUUACCGUUUUACUUUUCGUCUUGGAGAGAUUUUUUUCGUUUCUGAAAAGAGAAGAAGUUAAAAUGUACAGAGUAGUCGUACACUGAAGCGGGUUAUAUUCGGUUGAAGAAGCGAACUACGGUGAAGAGUCGUGACAACCGCCAAUUAUCUUGCCUGUGCGAAGAGAAAAACCUGUCGAAAUAUGGAAACGCUUACCGAAAGCAGUAUCGCUCCGGAGCUGCGGAACGAUUCGGUGAUUCCGACGUCACCGGACGAGGAACGCACCUUACAUCAUCGCCACCACCAUCAUCACAACAACAAUAAUGACGACGAUGACGAUCUGGCCAACAUAAUCCAUCCGGGAAACCUCCACGAAGAACAGUCCCAGUCCUCUCAGGACAGCAAUAGUCUUAUGUCCCCUCCACCAGGUGGUGGCGGCAACGAAGACCCUCCAGAAGAAUCCAUCGAGAACAUUGCCAAGGAGCUGCAGAACAACAGCUGUUCGGACAAUGGUUCGACAGACGAGGGAUCUCAGCCGGAAGCCCUCCACAAUACCGAUUCCAGCAGUAUACCGGUACUGGGUUCGGAAAACCCAGAAGGUAGCACAUCACCGCUGGUUGCGACCACCGGCCAGAGGAUUCACAUUGCACCCGUCUCGAACGGAAGUCUGCUGUCGAAGGGUGCCGGUACUGGUGGUAAACCAACCACAAUGAGGGAUCUUGACCGAAAGAUGAACAAAUCGAGAGGCCGGCCGAAGCGGCGCGCAAUGGUCGCCAUGUAUCAAAGUGAGAUCAGUGAAAACAAGAUCGGCAUUAAGCUGUGUAUAAAGAAGGCAUCUGAUGCGAUAGUACAACAACCAAAGAGAGCGAGCCGCAAGCGGGCCCGCAAGUCCAAGCAAGGCCUUACCACCGGAGACGGGGACAGUGACGAUGGGACACCGGAGAAGCGCGUUCGUCGGCCCCGGGAAUCCCGCAAGACCAACAACAACACCGAGAAGGCAGCCGGUGCUGCCGCUGCGGCCUCGGAAGAGUACAAGCGACCCGAGGAUCAGAGCGUCUGGGCGGACCAGAUCCCCGAGCAUGUACUCUGCAUGAUAUUCCAAAACGUCAUCCAAGACGACGGCAACAUUCCAGCGCUCAUUCGGUUAGGCAAGGUAUGUUCAGCCUGGCACAAAGCUUCCCAAGUGGCCUCGCUGUGGCGCACGGUAGAUCUCGGCAACUGGACCAAGGAUCGGUUCAAGACGGAAAUCAAGCUGAAGUGGCUCAUCGAUAACCGGCUACGACACAGUACGGAUGUCAGCUUUGGUAACUGGAAGAUCACCAACGUUCAGUGCGUCCUCGAUAGGCUACUGUUGGCUGCGCCCAACCUUGUAGGGAUCACGUUGACCGGCUGGAAACAGCUCACGUCAGACCACCUGAUGUGGCUCGUGCAGGAGUUCAAGAGCCUACGGAGAAUAGAUCUGAGCUCAAUUAAUGCCGAAGUUAACGCCAAUAAGACCGCCGUUGGCCAGGUUUCGCUGUGUAACGCCAUUACGGAGAUGGGUGAGCGGUUAACGCAUCUCUACCUGGCGCACAACCGGUUGAGCGGAAUCCCUCAGAUAGUCAAGGCCCUUUCGACCCAGUGCCCAAACCUGGCCCUGCUGGAUCUGUCCAACGUAAGUACAAUUGCCAUCUCGCACGGUAUACUCAACAUCGAGCAGCUGCAGUCCGGCUGCCAAAAGCUGAAGGUCCUGCGGAUAACCAACUCCCACAUCAACCUGAGCUCUGCAACGCUCCAGGAACAGAUGGAAUCUCCAGGCUUUCCGGAGCUGGAGGAACUGUCGGUGGCGUCCCUGGCGGACGAAUCGCGCCUCUUCAACGACGAGUUCCUGCAGCGGAUCCUCAAAACCAGCACCCAGCUAAAGCUGCUGGACGUGCGGGGUUGCUCGCGGUUGACCCACGACAGCCUCAUUCGGUUACCCACCUGGGACCUCAAGCAUCUCUUCCUCUCCGGGUGCUCGAUCACGCGGGACCUCGGUUCCGGACUGGAGUUGAUCGCUUCCAAGUGGGCUCACAGCCUGAUCGAGUUCGAUCUAGCCUGGGCCAACGCCACCAAACCACUGGAUGAGGCCCUCGUAGCCCUCGCCGAUAAGGGUUCCGAGUCCCCGUUGAACCACCUGAACCUGUGCGGUUCGUCGGUAUCGCUGGAAGCGGUCAAGGAGGUACUCACCAACUGUCCCCACAUCAACUCGAUCAAUCUGUCCUCCUGUCGGGGGCUUCCACGGGGCGUCAAGCGUCUGCUGCAAGGACCCACAGAAAUUGCCGAGCUGCGCGAGAAUCUGGGCGUGACGCUGAAGCAACCCAAGCCGGAUGCCUAAGCGCGCUAGUGUGAUAACUGGGGACUCCUUGGAAGAGAUUACGAUCUCACCAAAAGGAUCCGUAAACAACGUUGGAAAUUGACAGCUGAUUUAGUAUCAAACGUUCUCUUCAAUGGUUUGCUCGAGAUGUCAAAACUUCUGCUUGGGUCGAUCCUCAUGAAACACGCUUUGUCUGGAAAACAAGUCUAUGGUUUAUUCUUACAAUACACAUCAAGCUAAGUAUAACUGUAAUACUUUACCUGUUGAGUUGGAAUGUGCGUAAGCACUUGUCAAUAUUAUUUGCUACAAAUUUUACUUGUACACUAUUCUAAAAAAAAGUCUUUAUAUGUACUUUUGUUAGAAUUACCUCGGUAGCUAUAAUCGAUCUGUUUUAUUUUAAUUAAUGUAAUUUUAAUUGUACAACCCUAUCGUUUCUGAAAAACACUCAAAAAUGCCAUUUAGACCCAAUCAAAACUCAGUAUUUAUGGCUCUCUAAAAAAUAUUUCUCCCCAAUUUCUGCUGAAAACAAAGAUCUUGAAAAGUUCCUUGCCUAACUGAAAGUGACAGCUAUUUUUUACCGUUUAAGUAAUUUUGCUGUGAACAAACAGUUGAGCUGAUAACUAUAAAAUCAUCUUUUCAAAAAUAUUGCAUUAUACAAUGAGCGAUUGAAGAAUCUUCAUCAAAUUUGAUCAACUGAGAAUAUCAGUUUACAUUUUUUGAUCUCACUAACGCGAAACUUCAGACGCAACUUCUAGGAAACGAUCAUUGUUUGUAAACAGUGUGGUAAUAUCAGUGAGAUUCAGAAGUGAUUUUUCCUAUCGUGUUUUACAUUUUUUUUUAUCGGUGUAACAAUAAAUUCCAUCAAAUGUUGUAUGAAAAUUUAUGGCUUUUAGGUGGCGAGGAACCUUUAUUUUGGGUUUUGUGUCUUCAGCUUUUUGAUCCUCUAAAACGAGAUUCCAACCUUUUUACACAUUCUAAGUAUUAAAUCCUUUGUUCGGGCAUUCAUCACCAUACCAUCAUAACCUCAUUAAAUAAUUUCAAACUCAUGAAAUUUAGCCAACAUUUUAUUUGUUAUCAAACUGUGUUAAGCUCAAAAUAUUUCAUGUCUGAAUGUUUGACCUUUAAUACAUUAUAUUAUUUCAAUUUAAAUUAAACGUAAAUUUAAGUUAGGCAGCUUCCACGAGACAUAAAUUAUUCGAGGCAAACAUGUACGUACAUAAAAAAAACUUGAAAGGUGAAAAGCAUGAAGAAGAAAACUUUACUUUUUAAAAAAGAAAACACUUGUUGCAAUAAUACUUUCGCCCCUAACAUUUAAGAAUGUAACGCGUAAGUUUGUGGUAAUACACAAAAACAAAUUUACAUAAUUUUAAAUUUAACAAGCAAAUUGUGUUGUAAACAUAUGAAACAAUAGAGUUUUUCCCCCACACAGAUCAAAAUAGUAGUGAAGAUGAAAAUAAAUUAAACAAAACCGCAGUGUUAUUUAAAAAUCAAGCAGCAAAAUUAAAAACAACAAACUUGUGAAUAGUUUAUCUACAUUUAGUGCCGCAGCUGCAGCAAUCGCCAUGAAAAAAAGAAAACAAAAAAUGGUCAGCUGAAAGUAGCAAACAAAAAUCGAAUACACGUAGUAAAAUAAAAAAGCUAAGCGAACAAAUGAACACACACAGCAUUAUUAUCAAAAGAAAUAUGUAAAAGUAAAUCAAUUGAUUCGAAAACACACACACAAAAAAACACAACAGAACAAAAAUGAUGAAUACAGUGUACUAAAUAGAAAAGCACAGACACAGAAAAGCAGCUGGCACGUGCGUAGGUAAGGAUCAAUUCUUAUUAGUAGGAAAUGGUAAAUUAUUUAAAGAAGAAACCCGCAGACAUUAUUAAGAGUAUGAACUAGUACGGUAAGCAAUGUAAAUCAUACACACACACAGAGAAGAACACAUUUAAGAAAAUCGAUCGUGCGAUGAGUAAGUUAAACAAAACUAAAUUAAUAUAAAUCGGUACAGCGCAACAACAGAAACAUAAACAACAAACCGUAAACAAAAUUGAUAAAGUGUACAUUUUUAUUAAAGUCGUUUUGUUUAAAACUAUAAAGCUAUAUUAUUGAAUAAAUGUGUUUUUAUAAAAAUAUGAA